Molecule: messenger RNA, 848 nt
Organism: Dichomitus squalens LYAD-421 SS1
Lineage: Eukaryota; Fungi; Basidiomycota; Agaricomycetes; Polyporales; Polyporaceae
Exons: 3
Coding region: 465-680 (71 amino acids)
Source: RefSeq, a predicted model, not a curated record
CCCACUGCAUUGAACCACGCUUGAUACAUUCUAGGUUGUUGCGGCGUACCUUCAUAGCAUGCCAAUCCAUCCCAUCUCUGCUAUGGCAGUAUACAGCCUGCGCGGCAGCCAUCUCCGCCUUCGGAGCGACACAAGCGACCCGCGCCGAGGGUGAUCUCUGGAUGACCGUGGCCAGUAGCGGCCGCAGACUCGGUAUUCCCAGUGGCAUGAGUGUUGGAAUCGAAAUUCAUGGACGCGGGUUUGCGCCGAACCUAGAGAGAAGGCUGCCUUUUGCCCAUCGCCGGCCUCCAGGUUGACAGUUCCCUCCCUGUUUCAUUCAUGUUGCUGCCGGGCUGGAUAUAUAGCAAGGUAUCUGCCCAGGCGCAGCCGAAUCCUCGAGUAGGUGGGAAGGCGGCCGGCGACGGGCCGUGCCUGACCAGAGCAAACGCCCCGGAAUCAGCAACAGAGGGGGAGGCCACGCUCCAAUGUUGCUGGCAGCUCCCACUCGAACGUCACCACCUGCUUCGAUCCGUCACUCAACACCUGCCGCGUACUAUCAGCAAUACCGCUUGUAUCGCCCCGGAGUCAGCUCGCCGUUGUCCCCAGGGUGGCACGCGAGGCUGGGUACCGGUAUCUCUAGGUCGACUCGUGGUGCAUCGACAGGCCAAGCAGCUCGGAGUUGUUCGGAUCGAUCAAUUUAAUGUAUCCGUGGUACGGCAGUGCGAACGUGUGCCACGCUCACCUGCCCGACACGCCCGCCGGCGGAGACCCCGUGCGAGCCAAUGUGCUCUUCGCCAGAGCCUGCGGUUCACGCGCGGAUGGAUGCUCCAGGAGUUCAUCGCCCCGCUUGCCGCGACGUUCCUCUCCAG